Lymnaea stagnalis (great pond snail) is the source of this 6092-nucleotide messenger RNA. Lineage: Eukaryota; Metazoa; Mollusca; Gastropoda; Lymnaeidae. The record is from the annotation of a GenBank genome assembly.
CAUAUAUGCAUCGACGUUCAUGUUUCUGCACACAUACGUGCCUACAUUCUGCAUCUGAGACUCCAAGCUGACGCCAGUCCUUACUUAGUGUUCGCCGUCUGCUAUGGCUAAAGGUGGAGAAUAUCGCAACUUGUAUCCCGCUAUUGAACCCUACGACACGGGAUUCUUAAAAGUUUCCGAGAUACACACUAUCUACUAUGAACAAUCUGGAAACAAGUCUGGUAACCCAGUAGUUUUUAUGUAAGACUUUUAUUUAGUACAAUUUAUAUUUUGGUUUAAUAGCACAAAACGGGAAUAGCAAACAGGCUAUCUAGGGGUAGGAAAACUAUGGCCCGUGGGUGCCAUUGAGCCCAUUGUGGUCCGCGGCUUCGGUUAAUCCGGCCUGUCGAGUCAAUUGUCAAUAGUAAUUUUUAAGUGACAGAAAAAUUAGUGUCGGUGAAUAGUACGCAUCGAACAUAAGCAGGGGACAUUUCGACGUGGCAGAAAAAAAUCCAUUGGUCAGUAAAUUUUGGAUUGGACAAAAUUGGAGUUCGUUUCAAUAAAUGGUUAUAAAACAUUUGGAGUGAAGGGAAAGGUUUAGUUUGGGGAAAUUUACAAGACUGUUAAAAUUAUGGUACUUCAUUGCAUCAACAGGUAUUGUGUGGAAAAUAUUUGAAUAAAUCUUGUUUAAUUGAUCCUGUGGUUUCAUUUGUGAACUUAUGGCCUUCAUCAUUGUAAAUUUCAUAUGUUUGUAACGGAAAAUUACCGGAAUAUCCUGAUUAGUGAAUACCCUACCAAGUGACUUAAUGGUGGGAAGGUUUGUUGUGAUUUUGAAAAAAAAACUUAUAGCUGAGAUUGACCAUCAGCCUCAUCAGGCCAUCAGUGAGAAGGCACAUUGGCUAAAACAAAACUUUAGCAAGUCUCAGUUGGUUCAUUCAAUUUCCAUACUGAAAAUUUUGUGCAAAAAGCAACAGACCCAUUCCCAAGCGACUUUGUGCAAAGAGAUGGACUUAACAGAACCCAUUUUCUGAUCUGGCUACCAGUGCAACAAAAAUAAUAAGAAUCUUCUCUAUCCAUUUGAUUGCAGUGUUGAUCUUCAAAUAGAAGCAAUUGAUCUGAAAUUCAUUGAAAGACUGAUACUACUAAGGGCGAGGAAACUUCAAAAACUGUCUCUCAGGCAGUUAAUAUGCUUAUUUAAAAGGCUUUGCUUGUACAGGGUGGGCCAAUAAAAGUGAGAACAUCUCGUAGCAAAGUAUAAUUUAAUUAAUUAUAAUUCUUCAAGGAAUUUUUUUUGUGCAAAAUAUUUAGUUAAUCAGAAAUCAUGUUCAAUGUGUUCUCCUGGCUUCUCAAUGACUUUUUCCAAGCGUCGAAACCACUAUAGUAUAUGGGUAUAGUUAAACUAAAUUUUAUGUGAUUAAAUCACAUUUUACGAGAUGUUCUCACUUUUAUUGGUCCACCCUGUACUUGUGAAUUCAUUUCAGUGUUUGACACUACCUAUAUCUGUGAAAAAGACAAAUCUGGCGACAAAGCAGCCUUAUCUGAUGAACCAUUACAAGCACUUUUUAUGACUUAAGUUAUUAGUACUAACUUAGAAGCCAAACUAAAAUAUAUGAUGUCAGAAGAGCACCAGUUUCAUGUACUGAGACGUAGUCGAAGACUUUUUCAUAGAGUUAUAUUUUAAAUUAAAUCAAUGAAAUAUUACAUUGUCAGAAAGUGAAUUCUCGCUUCAUGUGACAUUUCGACAAGAAAAACAGUGUGUCUUACUUGUUUUAAAUAUAAGUUUUUAUGAUGUAUAAAUUUAUGAGAUUUCUGAUGUAAGAUAUAGGACACCUUGAUUUUGGCACAACUCAUGAAGAGAGCUUCUUAUUAGCUCUUGUCAAAAAAUGUUUGCUAACCCGUUGACUAUGUUUUAGCUAAACUGGCUAAAGGCUACCUUUAUAAAAACCUGUGCCAAGAAAACUAGUUAAAUUAUUAAUAAAUUAGCUAAACUUAUCAUGUAAUUUAAAAAUUCUGCUGUGGUAGCACACAUAACUUUAGACCAUGAGUGCUUAAAUAUUUUUAAAAUAAUCUAACAGGAACUAAUAUGCAUUUGGUUGAUCUAUUUUUGUCAAACCUUUGUCAUAGAUGUUAAAACUUAAUUUAAUUACUUAUAUUUACAAUUUUAUGUUAUAAAAAUAUAUUGGAAUUUCAGCCAUGGUGGACCAGGGGGUGGCACAAAUACAGAUGACAGACGUUACUUUGAUCCUAUCGCAUACCGCAUCAUUUUGUUUGAUGAGAGGGGUGCUGGAAAAUCUAUUCCAGCUGCAGAAAUCAAGGUCAUAAUGAAACGAAUGUGCUUAGAAAUAUAUGAAGAUGUAUCAUAUAAUAACAAGCUUGUUUAAAUAAAGCAAAGGAAUUUAAAAAAAAAAGACAUUGUAAUAAAUAAAUGAUUAGGGCCUAACAACAUUCUCAAAUAUAUUUAUUUUAUAUUAACAGGAGAACACAACAUGGAACUUAGUAGAAGACUUGGAACGUCUCAGAAAUCAUCUGGGGAUUGAAAAAUGGGUUGUAUUUGGUGGUAGCUGGGGAUCUUGUCUCUCUCUCACUUAUGCUGAGACUUAUCCUGACAAAGUUAAGGCCUUGGUUGUUAGAGGCAUUUUCACUUUACGCAGGUAAUUAAGGACAGAUUUUAGAAAUGAUAUAUAUAUUGUAGUCUACAAUAUUCUAAACUGUGUCUAUGGAAGUUCAUUAGACAAAAAAUAUAUGUCUAAGUCUACAUCUAUUGAUGGUCCCGAAAAAUGUGGGGAAGGGGUGCAUGAGGCGAGGCAUAAGUUUUAUUUAAUGCAAUAACUGUGAAUGACCAUUCAAAUCAAACUUUUUAAUAAACUUUCUGUGUUACACUUACAAGAAUGAAAUGUGCACCACAAAUGAUUCAAAAGUUAAAAAAAAUACAUUGUGGAAAAAAAAAUCUUACAUGUCUUUUUUUUUUGUACAGAAAAGAACUGGAGUGGUUCUAUGAGGGUAAAGGAGCUAACAUGAUUUUUCCAGACUAUUGGGAGGAUUUUGUAAACUUCAUCCCAGAGGUUUUUAGCCUUUCAGUUUAAUCAUCGAUGCUCACUUAACAAUUAAACUAAAGUUUCUCAAGUGUUUCAUAUUUUAAUGUUGUUACCUUGUCUAUUAACUGUUGUAAUAAUUUGUAAUGAAGAAAAGAAAUUACAAUGAACUAAGAUAAACAAUUUGUAACUAUAAAAUAUUAUGAAUGUAAUUUUUUUUUUAAAGUGCCCAGAAUAUAUGCACUUACAUUUUAAAGCUUUUUUAAAAAAAAAUAAUAUAUUUAAUUUCAAAUGGAAGAGCAGGAAAAGCUUGUCUAUGCAAAGACAAGAGGAAAAGUACCGGCAGUAAAAAAUUAUAGGUGGUGGGGGGAAAACAAAAAAAAAGACAGUAAGCAAUUGGUUAAACCUUUUGUCAUCAGAUAAGUUAAGGCUCAAAUUAGGUGUAUUUAUAUUUAAUUUUUGUAUGUUCUGGAUUUAUUACUGCAGCUGUAAUUUUAUUGUACGCUUACAUCUAUUUCCACAAAGAAAGUUGAUUUUCAAUCCUGAGCCAAGUUGGCUGCUGUAUUACCUCCUUCCCAAGAUUAGUUGCCUUAUUUGGCUUAAGCCACCCAGCUUGGGAUGACCCUGGACAAAUUCAAAGCCACUACCUCUUUGUUGAAAGGCAUAUGUUACCAUAUGGCCACAAAAAUGAUUGGAGUAUUUAUAUGCUCCCUGUCAAUUUUAUUCAAUGAUUUUCUUACAUUAACAAGAUAUUUUCAAUUGACCCAGAAAUUUAUGAAGCUCAAUAUCAGUAAAAUGUAUUUAAAAAUUUGAUUUAACACUUUGUAGUCCAGAUUUAACAAAGCAGUUCUAUUGUUUUCUAUGAAAAAAUACUCCAGAAAAUUGUAUAAGUUUAACAAUUGCUCCCACUUUAGGUAGAGCGUGGUGCUUUGAUUGAUGCCUAUUACAGAAGAUUAACAUCUCAGGAUGAGGCUGUAAGAAAAGCAGCUGCACAAAGAUGGAGCAAAUGGGAAAUGGCCACUUCAAAACUAUUCAUAAACGAGAAGGAUCUAUUAAGAGCUGACACUGAUGUUGUAUGGGCACUUCAACUGGCCCGGAUAGAGAGGUGGGUGGUUGCUGUUUAAAACAUAAUGGUGUUGAUAGAUACAAAGGGAGAUGAAGAAAUGAUGAUGUUCUAUUAUAACCAAAUAAAUAUUAUGUGGAGGUGUGGAAGCAAUAAAAAGUAAGGCAUUAAUUUUUUUAAAUAAAAAUAAAUACAACCAAAACUAAUUACUUGGUAUCACCAGUGCUUUUUUUGGAUCCGCUACUUGCAUCUCGUUAAUAUUUUAGGGGUCAUCCAUUAUGAUGUCAAGCAUCGAGGGUGGGGGCACAAACUAUUAUCAAAGUGUCUAAAUUAUGUAAAAAAUUUGUGACGGUGAGGGAGGAGGUCAAAAUAACAUUACAAAAAAAUAUGUAUUAUUUUUUAUCUUAGUUCAUUAAAAUUUGUAGUUUGGGUUCUCAAGACUAGUUUGAGAAAUAUUAACAGUCUUCGUUAUUUUUGUGUGUUCCAUGCUUUUUAUUAGCAGGUUGAGAAGUAAUUGGUAAUUUUAAAAAAUUUUACUUCUUUUUAAAAUUUAAAUAAAUUAUUUAAAGUUUGCAUGCAGUGGUAUAGCUAGGAAUAGUGCCGCCCGGGACGAGUCAAGCUUUUUGCCACUCCACCAUUCAUGAUGCAAUGUUUUAAUUAUUUUUCCCCACCUACUAUGCUGGAAAAGUGCAUGUGGACCAGAUAUAAAAUUCUCAAAAGUUACUUGUAAAAUCCGACCAAAAAAGUGUGCCAGUACACUGUUUAGGUGCGUUGGACGCCAUUGGGUGCAUCUUAUGGGUGCAUUCUAUGACAACAUAAUCCCUGGGGUAUCUUUAAUUUUAAGUAUAGGUUUACCACUAAAUGGAUUAUGAGUUAUAAGUUUCAAUUUUAUAUAAUUUCUUUCAGUCACUACUUUGUCAAUGGUGGAUUUUUUAAGUAUGAAAACCAGGUAAUCAACGAGGUUGAUAAAAUUAAACAUAUUCCUGCUACCAUUGUUCAAGGUCGCUAUGAUAUUGUUUGUCCCAUGGAUACUGCCUGGCAGCUACAUAAGGUACACAAUAAAAUAAUAUUGAAGUCCAAUAGCCACCACAUAUUACUUAUUAGACUAUAAUCAAAUUGUAUGAAUUUAGUUAUUUAAAGUUAAAAUUAGGACUGCCAAACAUGGUAUGAAAUUAGUUAUUUAAAGUUAAAAUUAGGACUGCCAAUACAUCAAUUUUUGAUGAAAAAACCGCACAUGUAAAGCAAUGUUUUUAUGAGAAAUGUCGUAAUUUUCAGACAAAAUAUUACUUAAAACCUUAAUUUGCUCCCUUCUUUAAAACAUUACUCGAAUAUUUAAUAAUGACAUGGCUUUGUAUUUCUAUUUUUUUAAGCGCUGGCCUGAAGCAGAAUUUUAUUUGGCCCCAGACUGUGGACAUGAGUCAGAUGAACCUGCGAUAAGAACUUUUUUAUUGAAUGCCACAGACAAAUACAAAGAGCUUUAGACUAUUUAUUAUUAUAAAUUAAUUAAUUCAAUAAAAAAAUACAUUAAGUUUUCUCCCUUUUUAAAAGAAAUUUGCUACCUUUGUAACUCAAAUAAAGGCAUUUAAAAAAUGUAAAGUUACAUCUCUUGAACAGAAUAUUAUUAUAGAUGACAUUUUCAGAUACCAAAAACAUUUGACAAAUGCCCUCACCCCUUCCAAUCCUGAUGUGUUUCCAGUAAAUAAUUAUAGGGGGAAAAUCUGCCUCAGAUACUUUUAUUUAUCACUGUGCCAUGCUGUCAUUAUAUGACACAGUGUUUUGUGUACAAAGGCUCCAUUUAUUUGCAUGCCAUCCUCAUUUUGUUUGCUGUCCCAUUAUCACUGUUGAAAUAUGUACCAUACUUAUGCUUGUAGACAAAAUGUCUCAUGAACCCAUAAAUAUCUGCUGACAUUAUACAAUAUUUUCUCAUCUUCCAAAUUUCAUAUUCAUUUCUACCUUUAUAGAUCAUUAAAUAACCAGUUCCAUAACUUGAACAAGUAUCUGUUGUUGAAUACCGGUAC